Fusarium odoratissimum NRRL 54006 is the source of this 543-nucleotide messenger RNA. RefSeq lists its product as uncharacterized. The record is from RefSeq and is a predicted model, not a curated record. The coding region runs from base 1 to 543 and encodes 180 amino acids. The transcript has a single exon. Lineage: Eukaryota; Fungi; Ascomycota; Sordariomycetes; Hypocreales; Nectriaceae.
AUGCUGUUCCGUCCCACUGUCCUCGUGCAACAUAGAUACAUUGGCUUGACAAGAACAGCACCCCUUCUCACAACCGCUCUGGUUCCCAGAUCAGAGAUACAUCAAACACCAAGAACCAGAGUAUGUUUCGAGUUACAGGCUGGGAAGAAUAAUACUGACUUUUAUGUUCUCCGCGUUGUACCGAACUUUAGGGGAGCUCAGUCGAAGAGUGCACAGCGGACCCGGAAUCUCCGCUAUCGUCUCCUGAAAGUUGUGGCCUUUAUUGGGGAUAGCUCUGCUCUGACCCCAGCAAAGUCGAGAUCAAGAGUCAUCUCAAGUGGCCACGCUCUGGCUCUCUACAAGGCAGCGAUUCACAAACUAUCUACGGCUUGUACCAAGGAUCUAUGCAGUGCCAGCGUCUUUUCUACAUCAUCGGUCGACCACGCCCCAGACGACAUUCCGCUACUGCCCCAGGUCACACACAAAGUGCAAGGUGGCUCGUGGAAAUACGCGGUUAUUCGUCUUUGCGCGCUGUAUGAGUACCGCGAUAGUGUCCCAUCAUGA